AUGUUAAACCCCCCAUCACAGCCCUCAGCAGCCUCAGAAUCCCUCAAACUCCUAAAUUCCCCUGGUCAAGACUCCUCAUCUCAUAAAAUCACUUCAACCGAAGUCUAUGCUCUAUCACUUCUAGCAAUUAACAACUCGAUGACUUUCUGGAUGGCCUAUAUCGUGGUCUACAUUAACCCAGGAGAUACUCCCUACACAAGCAUGGAAGUUGACCUUGAGCUCACUGAGACGCAGUACGGACUCCUUUCAGGAGUCACGUACUUCUUACUAAGUGCGCUGUUUUCCAUCUUCCUAGGAGCCUUGGUAGAUAAGUACUCAAGGAAAUGGACUCUAGUAGUCGCAGCCUUCCUGUGGUCAGGGCUGGUUGUAGCUCAAAGUUUCGCAACUAAUUUCACAACCAUAAUAAUUCCGAGAAUCAUGAUGGAGAUUGCCCUUACUGCUUCGAAUGCAAGCGCCCUCAGUUUAAUCAGUGAUUAUUUCAGUGCUGAAUAUAGGGGCAGAGCAUGAAGUUUGUAUGAAUUCGGCGUCUAUGUUGGCAUUGGCCUCAGCUCUUUUAGUAUUGUGCUAGCCAAACUGACUGGGUGGAGGAAUACACUCAGGAUUUGUGGAGGAGUCGGUGCAUUUGUUGCAUUCCUAACUUUGUUCAUUAAAGAACCGCAAAGAGGCAAGUUCAAUUCUCUCCAAGAUAAUAAAGAAAUAGAAGAUAUCUCAAAAUCGCUCUCUCAGAUUGAGAAAUUUAAGACAAGUUUGAAAAUUAUAUUUACAAAUAAAGUUUGAAUUCUUCUGUGCUUGUCAAAUAUUGUGAGAUACUUUGGAAGCUCAGCCAUUGGAUUUUGGUCAGUUAAGUUUUUCAAAAGCAAGUUUCCUGAUUAUCAAUCAGAAUAUUCUAUCAUCAAUGGAGUCAGUGUAAUCACAAUCAAUCUGAUUUCAUUGUAUGUGGGAGGAGCCAUAGGGGAUUAUUAUGAACAGAAAACCCCUGCUGCAAAAUCGUAUAUCAUUGCAAUUGGAGCUUUGAUUUCAUUCCCAUUCUUACUGGUGGCAUUUAAAUUCUCAAACAACUUCUGGCUCUCAGUGUCACUUUUCAUGUUCAGCUUCUUAUUCUCUGAAUCAUGGAGAGGUAUUGUGUUCUCGAUGCUACAGAAUGUGUUUCCAUCCCAACUGAUAGGAUCAGCUUUUGCAGUAUUUCAAGUGAGCGGAGGAAUUACUGGGGCAUCCUCGAGCCUCUUGCUUGGAAUUCUCAGUGAUAAGUACAAUGCUGCUGAGAAUCCAACUGCAGCUGGGAACUUGCUUACCAUUGUUGUUGGGUCUGCCUACAUUGGAUCUGCUCCCCUGUUUCUACUUUCAGGUUAUUUCUAUGGUAAAUAUCAGUUUUCACAAUGUUAA
Moneuplotes crassus is the source of this 1383-nucleotide messenger RNA. Lineage: Eukaryota; Ciliophora; Spirotrichea; Euplotida; Euplotidae. The record is from the annotation of a GenBank genome assembly.